AUUAUCAGAAUAUCAGAUUCGAGCAUGCACGUGUUGAUUGCGUGAUCUUUGUUGGUGAUGCUGAUAUUAUACUGAUAGUGCUAAUUCUGACGUCCAGUCCCGGUUUUUUAUUUUUAGGCUACAGUUAUGUGGAGGACCUCAUCACACCUCAUUCUCUGUUGCUUACCCCUUAAUCGUUAUUCCUUAUUUUUGUGUUUGUUUUCCUUCGACGACGUCAUCAUUCGAUCAUAGGUUCAGCAGGUAUCGCACCGGUGUUUCCAAAUCUUUCUAAUUAGUAAUUAUCGUUAAAAAUAUCACACUAUUCAUCAAGUCUUCGCUCAUGAUACUCUUCUGUACGAGGAAUUUUGUUGCUGUGGAUCAGACAUAGUUUCUUUUGGAAUAUUGAAAGUAAAAAAGUGCCCACAAGUUAUAAAAAAGUUCAACUGGAAUGGGAGAUAGAGAUUGGCGGCCUUUUGUCUAUGGUGGAGUUGCUUCCUGUGUUUCAGAAUUUGGAACCUUUCCUAUUGACACCACUAAAACGAGAUUGCAGAUACAAGGACAGAAAUUGGACAAAAAUCAUGCACAGCUUAAAUAUAAAGGAAUGGUAGAUUGUUUCUUGAAAGUAGCAAAACAAGAAGGAUUUGCCACUUUGUACUCUGGUAUUUGGCCAGCAGUGUUGAGGCAGGCUACUUAUGGAACCAUAAAAUUUGGUACUUACUACUCCCUUAAAAACAUCAUUGUUGAGCAUAAUGAUGGUAAAGAGAGUGUCUCACUCAAUGUUAUUUGUGCUGUUAUAGCAGGAGCAGUUUCAAGUGCUAUAGCCAACCCUACUGAUGUACUGAAAGUUCGAAUGCAAGUUGCUGGCAUUAAUGGCAAUGGCAACAUUGGGUUGGUAGAUUGUCUCAAGGACCUUUAUACUCAUGAAGGAAUCUCAGGGUUGUGGAAGGGUGUUAACCCUACUGCCCAAAGAGCUGCUGUGAUAGCUGCUAUAGAAUUGCCAGUGUAUGAUUUCUGCAAGAGUAAUUUGAUGAAUAUACUUGGUGAUAAAGUUUCUAAUCAUUUUAUUUCUAGUCUAGUGGCCAGUUUUGGAACUGCUGUAGGAUCAACACCUAUUGAUGUUAUAAGAACUCGUUUGAUGAACCAAAGGAGAUUGAAAAAUUGUGGGAAUCAAAUACCAUCUCACAUAUACACAGGAACCAUAGAUUGCUUCAUCCAGACUUACAAAAACGAAGGUUUUUGGGCAUUUUACAAAGGAUUUAUUCCAACAUUAUUUAGAAUGGGUCCAUGGAAUAUAAUUUUUUUCUUGACCUAUGAACAAUUGAAACAACUGUACUGAUUCCUAAACUAAACUAGGUAUCCAUAUUCUCCAUUUAUUUGGUUGCACAUAUUUAAAGAUUUGUGAUACUGCACACAUUGUUUUAUUUAUUUAUUUUUACAAUAGGUAGGUACUUUAACUAAUCUGUGCACAGAUAUACUUCAAAACUUCAAUAAAUAGACUACAAU
Messenger RNA from Phaedon cochleariae (mustard beetle), 1482 nucleotides. The record is from the annotation of a GenBank genome assembly. Lineage: Eukaryota; Metazoa; Arthropoda; Insecta; Coleoptera; Chrysomelidae.